Electrophorus electricus (electric eel) is the source of this 2333-nucleotide messenger RNA. RefSeq names its product pannexin 1b (gene panx1b). The record is from RefSeq and is a predicted model, not a curated record. NCBI's taxonomy places the organism in Eukaryota, Metazoa, Chordata, Actinopteri, Gymnotiformes, Gymnotidae. Gene Ontology annotation, molecular function: wide pore channel activity. Gene Ontology annotation, cellular component: plasma membrane. Gene Ontology annotation, biological process: positive regulation of interleukin-1 production; cell-cell signaling; monoatomic cation transport.
GAACGACUGGAAAAUUAGGAAGUAUAUGAUGGACAAGUAUAACAUGGACAAACUAAAGAGCCACUCAAUCCGGUGAAAUUGCCUCCUACUCUAAAAGAUGAAUCUUCUUAUUGCAGUUUACUGUCACUAAAAUAACAUAUAGGCCUAAGUGCAGAGUUAUCUGGAGGUCUGUCUACAUACAGGACCUCUUUAAAGUCGGUGUGUCCCGUUUCCAUGUGAUUGGCCAGACGUUAAAUUGAACCUGCCUUCCGGAACCAGUAGGCUAAUGCAUUUUUCUCCAAUAUUUCCGUAACCAUGGCUAUAGCGCACGUCGCAACGGAGUAUGUGUUUUCCGAUUUUUUAUUAAAGGAACCGAAUGAAUCAGUUUAUAAGGGGGUACGUUUGGAACUGGCCGCGGAUAAACUCGUCACUUUUAUUGCGGUGGGACUCCCUCUCUUGCUAAUUUCUCUAGCCUUUGCCCAAGAAGUGUCAGUGGGUACCCAGAUCAGCUGUUUCCCACCCAGUAACUUCACCCUGCGACAGGCUGCAUACACAGACUCCUUCUGCUGGGUCGCUGUGGAGGGUCAAACUACAGAGGAUGGCUCUCCCCUGUGGCUUCAUAAGUUCUUCCCCUACGUGCUCCUCUUGCUGGCUGUGCUCAUGUACACUCCUGUUCUCUUCUGGCGCUUCACCGCUGCGCCCCAACUCUCCUCUGACCUCGGCUUCAUCAUGGAGGAGCUGGACCGCUGCUACAACCGUGCCAUCCGCCAGGCCAAGAGCCUGGCCUCCCCCCCACGCAGUGCUAGGGAUGUCCCCGAGGACUCCCACAGCGGUCUGGAGUUGGCAGAGAGCUGCUUUAAGCCUCCUCUAGUGGAGCAGUACCUGUGGACCAAGCAGAGCGUUUGGACGCUGGCACUGAAGUACCUGCUGUGUCGAGCUCUCACUCUGCUCACCUUACUGCUGGCCUGCCUCUACCUGACCUACUACAUCUGCAUGGUGUCGCCCAGCGACCAGUUCUCCUGCAUCCUGCACACAGGUGCUCUCCUGAAUGACAGUGCUCCACCUGUAGUGCAGUGUAAGCUGGUGGCUGUGGGCGUGUUCCGCUUGCUCAGCUGCAUUAACGUGGGUGUGUACUUGCUGUUGAUACCUGCUGUCAUAUACUCCGCCCUGUUGCCUGGACGUCACCGCAAGGAAAUCCGUUUGCUCCGCCCAUACCGUCUACUGCCCGCAUUUGGCCACGCCCAAGGGUUGCAGUUGGCUACCCAUCGCUAUGAUGACCUGAGUAUCUAUCUGCUCUUUCUGGAGGAGAACCUGAGUGAGCUGAAGAGCUACAAGUGUCUGCAGGUAUUAGAGUUACUGACAGAGGUAGAGAGCAAAACCUUGGACAUGUCAUGUCUCCUGAGGACACUUGGACAAGUGAAGACUGAUCUGGUGGACAGGAAACUCCCUCCCACCAUAGAUGGCAAUAGCCAAUCAGCUCAUGAGAAGCAGGGAGCAGAAUCUGCUGUGUUCAAGGAUGUCUCCACUCAGCUGCUGCAGGAUGGACCAGAGAAAGAGACCCAGUGCAGCUGUAGGAAGGUUGUGAGACAGAGAGUGUUGUGAAGUUCACUGUGUGUGUGUUCUGAAGUUCAUUGUGUGUGAGAGAGUGUGUUUGAGUGUGUACGCAUAUAUGCGUAUAUGUGUGGUUUGCUACCUUUACUGUGCUCUCUUGGAUCAGAGUGUCCUCAAGUUCUUCUGGCAGUGUGUGUGUGUGUGUGUGUGUGUGUGUGUGUGUGUGUGUGUGUGUGUGUGUGUGUGCAUAAACUGUGACAAACAAUAAAAAGCCAUAUAGCAUAGUAUCUCCUCUUUGAAAAAGAUUAUCACUCAUAUCAAUAAUCAUAUAGAUUAAUAAUCAUAUAGAUUAAAAUAAUCAUAUAGAUUAACAGAACCCACAGUGAUGCUCUUAUUUUAACAUAGCAUGAGUUAACAGAGUGAGUGCAAAGUCCAACCUCAGACAGGUUGUUUACUCGAGAAAUCCCCGAAAGUAGCAGUUAAAUGUCUACUAUAUUUACAUUUACCAUAUGUCAUUAGACAUACAUUGACAGACUUUAAAUGAAAAGCAAUUUAACCUCAGUGGAUAUAACAGCAUGGUGUGUGUGCAUGUAUUCAGGUACAUUCCAGGGGUAAUAAAUAGAUACGGCAUUCAACGUAAUAGUUAAAUAACUAAUCAUCAUUUGUGAGUGUAAUAAAUGGUAAGUUUACAUGGGGCUGAGUGUUACCUGAACUGUGUUGGGUAAGAAAGCAUUUACUAGUCACCACUGAUACAAACUAAUUCCCCAUCCGCCAAGACUGUUUGGCACUGUAGAUACCCCCAC